Messenger RNA from Megachile rotundata (alfalfa leafcutting bee), 14600 nucleotides. RefSeq names its product wing blister (gene wb). Lineage: Eukaryota; Metazoa; Arthropoda; Insecta; Hymenoptera; Megachilidae. The record is from RefSeq and is a predicted model, not a curated record. Gene Ontology annotation, biological process: tissue development; animal organ morphogenesis.
CGGUACAUGUUCACUUCGUCGUGGUCCACGUGUGCUCGCUUUUUAGCCGGCUUCUUUUCGAUAUAUUUCAGCCUCGAGCCGUCUCUCUGUGCUCGGUUACCUCGGGGGAAUUCGCGGUUCGUCGAUCCCUCGAACGAGUUCUCCGCUUCUUUUUCUCUUCCGACAUGAGCCCCCCUCGUGAUCCACCUUCGAUCGAUCCUCUUUGACUUUCGGGACUUUUCGAACACCGAUGAAUCUUUCAUCGAUCCCCGUUAUGCUCCAAACUUUCCCUAUUUCGCUAACAUCUUUCUCCGUAUCGAGUGCGUGAGUGUUUGGAUCUUGAGUGCUCGGCAUUUUUGUUGCUAACCCUUUUUGGAACUGUCUAUGGAUUUCUUUGAACUAGCAUGAUCCAUCAUCGUACUUGCAUGAAAUUAAACAGUGGCGAUUAGUGCGAGUACUUUUAAACAUUCGGUGUACAAGGCAUUACAGAUCCUUAAGAUGAUUAAUUGCUUUUAGUUCAGUGAAACUUCAUUGAUCCUUUAUCGAAUGAGAAUCACUGGUUUCGGCUGGAGCCACAAUUGUGAACGAAAGGUUCAAACUCCUUUGGACCUCUACUGACUCUAUUUGAAUUUCUAUCAAGUUCUUAACAAUUUCGACAGGUUGUUAACAUUUUGUCCAUUCAUCGAGCUGAAUUUUUGGAUUCAGUGAAUACUUGUGACGUAUAUGAAAUAUAUUUGGAUCUUGACAAAAGCUUAACAGAAGUUUUAUGAAAGUUGAUCUUCAAAGUUCAUCAAGGUGAAUUUAAAGUGAUAGUAUGAAACUUCUUUGAACCUGCAUUUCAUUCACAAAAAUAUCAGAGGACUCUUAAUCAAGUUUGUUUCAUUGAAGUGAAUGCGAAAUGUUGGAAACAGUUGUGACUCCACAUCGAAUUGUCUGAAACCAUUUCAAACUGUCUAUAUAACUUCCCAAUUUAUAUGGUUAGUGAAAUAAAACAAGGUGUUGGGGAUAGUUGUGACUUCAAGUUGUACCUACUUGUGCUAAAAAAUUUCUUAGUUCUUAGCUAAAUUCAUGUUUGUUUAUCAAGGUACAAACAAUAGUUGUGACUCUAUACAGUUCUACUCUAGAACUUCACCAGACCUGUAUAAAAUUUUAAUUCAUACAAAAUUGUUAUUUAAUUCCUAGGUCCAUCAUGACCACAUUAGUAUACUGGAAACAGUUGUGACUUUGUAUAAAACUUUCAUCAAGUUUUAUAGUUUCAUUCACAAAAGUUUUGUAAUCAAUACCUAGGUUCAUUCAGAUAACUUUGAAGUGCUAAAAAUAAUUAUAAUUUCAUAUGAAUCUUUCUUGAACCUAUCUUUUCGAUCUUUCAAUUUGUCCUUUCAACAUUUAAUUCGCAAUAAUACGAUAAACGGACCAAUUGAAUUCCAAACUAUUUUAUCAAGGUGAAUCUAAAGUGCUGAAAUCAGUUGUAAUUUCGUACAAAAUUAUUAUAGCUUGAUUUGCAAAUAUUUAGAUCCAUUAAGAUUAAUCGAAAGUGCUGAAGAUAAUUAUCAGUAUUUGCGGUUUUUAUAAAAACUUCAUAGAUGGAUGUUUCUUAAUCAAUAGGUCCAUCAAGGUUAACCCAAAGUGCUAAAGUCAAUUGCGAAACCAUAAAAAUCUUCCUUAGAUCUAUACUGAAUAUCUAAUUCACAAUUAUAUAGUAAACAUUUCAAUCAGAUUCAAAACUUGCUUAUCAAGAUGUAUCCAAAGUGCUGAAGACAGUUGAGUGGUCAUUAAACCUUAUUAAGUCUUCGUAAAAACUUCAUUUACAAAAGUUGAUUCGUCGAGAUAUAUUCAAAGUGACACUUGUGACUCUAUAACAAAUUUACUGAAAUUUUAUUACAAACUUCAUUCACAAAAGCUUGUUAAUCAGUACCAAGAUUUGUCAAAUUACAUCCAACUGUUGGAAACAGUUAUGACUCCAUAUCACUCUUCUUUAAAUCUUCAUAAAAACUUCAUUCACAAAAUCUUUUUCAUCAGUACCUGAUUUCUUCAAGAUAUACCAAGAAUGCUGAAGACAGUUAUAACUUCAUAUCAAACCUUCUCAAAUUUUUAUAAAAACUGUAACAAAAGCUUGUGAAUUAAUACUUAGAUUUAUCGAGAAACAUCCGAAGUGCUGAAAACAUGUAACUCCACAUCAAACUUCCUCAACCUUCCAUAAAAACUUCAUUCACAAAAAUAUAUUAAUAGAUUCGUUAAAACACGUCUAAAGUGCUAAAGACAGUUGUGACUCAAUGUAAACCUUUCUUGAAGUUCUAUAAACCUCAUUGAAAAUUUCUUGAUAUCUAAAUCCACCAAGACCAUUUCUAAGACAAUUGCGAUAAAACAUCGUCUAAUAUCUUGAUAAAAGCUUCAUUCAAUUGCUCAUCAAAGUGAACUCAUCAAACUGCGCAUCAACAUUUCUUGAACUUCUAUAAACACCUCAUUGAAAAUUGUUUAAUACCUAAAUUCACCAAGAUCAUUCCUAAGUGCUGAAAAAGUGCAACAAAACAUUACCAAAACCUCGAUAAAAGCUUCAUUCAAUCGAUUAUCAAAGUGAACUCAUCAAACUACACAUCAAAAGUGGCAAAGAAAGUUGUGACUCGAGGUAAACCUUUCUUGAACUUCUAUAAACACGUCGUUGAAAAUUGUUUAAUAUCUAAAUUCAUCAAGAUCAUUCCUAAGUGCUGAAAAUAAUUGCAACAAAACAUUGUCAAAACCUUAAUAAAAGCUUCAUUCAAUCGUUCCUCAAAGUGAGCCCAUCAAAGUGAGGCCAAAGUGCAAAAUGCAACCGCAACUUUCUAAAAAAACGGUAUAAACCUUGUGGCCAAGCUAUUCGCAGAGGUAUCACAGUAUUCUAGUCAGUUGCCGCGUUCAGUUGUGUGACCGCAAAGUGUUCCGCAGACGUUUCCCAUCGGAUGACAUCGUGAUGAUAGAGGCACAAAGCCCGGAGGCAGUGCUUCCUCUGAGCAUGGGGUAGAAAUGUACCCCGGAAGGUCAAUCUGGACCCGGGGCGUCCUGGCCCUCGGAGUAGGGGCCCUAUUUCUGCUGGGAUGGCGUAUUAACUCGCCUGGCGACGCGUCGUCUGCCUCCGCGUCGGAGUGGAUCAGCUCGUCGAAGAUCGAUUCGAGCAGGAACUAUUUCAGCGUGGUUGUCGCGUCGUCUCGAUCUCCUCGGAGCCGGGACGAGGACAGGAAAAAAGAGGAUUCUCCGAGGCAGGAUCGACCAGUCGGAGGGGAUUAUUCAACGAGCGAGGAAGAGAACCGAGCCAAUCGGGAUGCCGAACUUGACGUGGAACACGGGACCAGUUAUUCGGCAGAAAGAUCGCUUCCGUUCUCGACAGAUUAUCACGGAUCGACGACGAGUCCUGUGACAGCUGUUUCGUCCUCGCUGGAUCCAGCGAGCGAUUACGAAACUCUCGCGGACGAGCAAACUGGCCAGUCGAGAACGGAUGAUGAUAAUCGAUUUUCGAAGGAUCGCGGUGCGUUCAAUGGCUCGGCCGUUGGUGAAAGGAGCCACGCAAACGAGAAUUCGAGGCAAGUGAAUGGAGACUUCAUGAAUGAAGUUGUGGACGAUUUCGAACGAAGUUACUACUUCGCACCGACCGAAAAUGACAACGAGGAGCAAGCUUCCUCCGUAGAAACGCGAGAUGUUCAACCAGACGGGGAGAACGAAAUUGCCGGCGAUUUCCAUAACUCUGCGAGGGAACGGAGAUCCACGGAGGAACGGAUCUCCGGAUCGCUCGAAUACCCCGAAGCGUUAACCACGCGGCGUUUCACGAGAACGCACGAGGACCGAGCUCCUUUUUUUCGAGAUCGAUCAGCUCGGUCUUCCGCAAAGACGCUCGGCAAAGGUCGAUCCUCGGAACGGAAGAUACUUGGAGGUGCAAGGUCUGGAAAUCGUUCGCCUCGGGCUGUUUCUGAGGAUUUUCGUGCGAUACGUAACCAACGAAUUCAAGGUUACGAAGCUGUUCAUUAUGGAGAUUCCAAAGGUGAAUCGUUGUUUGAGAAUGUGGAACUCGGUGAAGGAAAUUCAGAAACGAGUGCGAUGCAGGAGAUAAAUGAUGACUCGAGUGAAAGUGAUGGAAGUUCAGCUGCGUUAUUGUUCGAAUACGGUGGUACUUUGAAAAAUUCAGAACAGAAUGUGGAGAAGCGUGACGAAGAUUACUCAAAACGUUCUUCGCUGUUCUUCAAAAAUGAAGAAUCUUUGAAAAAUACGGAAAUGAAUGUGGAGUUGGAAGAUGACUCGAGUGAAAGUGAAAACUCAGCUUCGUUAUUAGCCAAAAAUACUGAAGAACUUUUCAAGAACACAGAAACGAAUGAUAGAACAAUAGACUUACAAAUUGAAGACUCUCCAAAAGAAGACUCUCCAAAUUUAUCUUCAUUUCCUGAAAAUAUCGAAAGAACCUCAAAAGUUUCAGACAUAAUAAAAAACGUAGAAAAUGAAGAUUAUACAAGUGAAAGUGAAAGAAACUCAGUUUCGUUUCUUUUGGGGAAUGAAAAUUCUGAAACGGCGAAGUUAAAAAAUGGAGAUUAUAGUGAGAGUGAAAAAGAUGCAGCGUCGCUAAUUUUGGAAGAUGCAGAAACGUUAAAAAAUUCUGAUAGAAAAGUGCAAUUGAUGAAUGGAAGAUUAUCAUCGUUGUUUGGAGAAGAUAAUUCGCAGCGUGGGAAAGAUAGUGUUCGUCGAAAGCGAUACACGAAUUACUAUUCGCCACAGUCUGUCACCCCAAUGGCGUAUGUGCAUAUACAACCCGCGUAUCCGGUAGCAACACCUCCACCCGCGAACAGGAAGUGCGUACGAUGUAUGGUUGUUUACAAACCGUGUCCUUCGAUGCCGAGGCAACAUCCACGAGUCAUUCUUCCGACGUACAAGUACCAGGAACCGGCUUCGAAGUGGCAUGGACUCAAAUAUGGAUGUCGAUGUAAUAACAUCGGUUCAAUAACUACUGCCUGCGAUAUCGUGACUGGACAAUGUCAGUGUAGACCUCAUGUAACUGGCAGACAAUGUGAUCGCUGUAUGGUCGGUUAUUGGGGUCUGACAACAGGAGCAGGAUGUGCUCCUUGCGGAUGCGAUCCCAUAGGAUCGCAUAACUCUUCUUGCCACGAUAUUACAGGUCAAUGUUACUGCAAACCAGGGGUCGGUGGUGCACGUUGCGACAACUGUUUGCCUGGUUACUACGGAUUUUCCUCGAAGGGAUGCCAAGUUUGCGAUCCCUGCUUGCGACCAGGUCACAUAUGUGACCCCGAUACGGGUCGUUGCAUAUGUCCAAUGUUGACCUUUGGUGAACAUUGCGACAGAUGUCGACCAGGUUCCUGGGACCUGGUUCCAGGAGUUGGGUGCAGACUCUGUGACUGCACCUUGGGUUCCACAAGAUCCCACUGCGACCAUCAAGGACAGUGUCCUUGUAGAAUAGGCUACGAUGGUCGUAGAUGCGAGAAAUGUGCGAAAGGGUAUUACGGUUAUCCGAGGUGUCGGCCUUGCGGCUGCAAUGUGGCGGGUACCUUGCAGUGUGACAACGAAGUCUGUGACUGCAACGAUGAUGGACAGUGUCCUUGUAAAGAACACGUGUAUGGAAGACAAUGCAAUCAAUGUAAAGAGGGUACGUUUGGUCUGGCAGUGGAUACUCCGAAGGGUUGUACCGAGUGUUUCUGCUUUGGAAGAACCACUUCCUGUCAGCAAGCUGGUCUUAGCUGGGGUCAACGCAGAUUAACACAUCCUCGUACACUUUAUGUUAAUGACACAAUCAAUGAUAUAAUAAUUUCAAAAUUUAGAUCUCAAGUUUGUUUAUCUGCCGUUAAUGGGGGUUUAAACGUGACGAAUGGCUUGGCAACGAUUCCUGACGUCGAUGGUGAUGUCACAAUACCAUCGAAUUUAUAUUAUAAUUAUCCACUUUACUGGAUGCUUCCUGAACAAUUUUUGGGUGACAAGGUCAUUUCCUAUGGAGGAUUCUUGAGGUUUACAACUUCUACAGAAGGUGGUAUACCUUUGAGAUCAACUCUGCAGUAUCCGGUGGUACAAUUGCAAGGAAAUUAUAGAAUUGUCUUGGAAUAUUAUCUACCUUUGCCUGUCAAAACCAAUCAUUACGAAGUCAGAUUUCACGAGUCCUUAUGGCAAUUACAAAAUAGACCUGAUUACAAAGUCACGCGGGAGGUUCUUAUGGUCGCUUUGCAAAAUUUGCAAUACAUUCUCGUGAAAGCUUCUGACAAUGCUGAGUUUACAAGAACAACUUUACUCGAAGCGACCUUAGACGCAGCGGUUCUAGCACCCACACACACACCACCUCUCGCAACGGGGAUAGAAAUCUGCAAGUGUCCUGCAGAAUACAACAGCACAUCCUGUCAGGAUCCAAGUAUCGGCUACUAUAGGUGGUACAAGAACACAACCGUUACAUCGACCAUCGUUAUCGAUCUCGUCGGUGAAGCAAGACGGUGUCAAUGCAACGGAAGAUCCGAGAUCUGUGAUAGAGAAACAGGACACUGUUUGAAUUGUCGUGGAAACACCGCAGGACCAAGGUGUGAUGUCUGCGCAGACAGUUUUUACGGCCAUCCAGAUUUUGGUUGCAAACCUUGCCCUUGUCCUCAAACGGAUAAAAGAUUUUCGAAUACUUGCAUGGUCCUCGCCAAUACGGAAGCAAUUUGCGUCUGUAAACCUGGCUACACCGGCAGAAGAUGCGAGCAAUGCUCACCUGGAUAUUACGGUCUUCCACACCUUCCUGAUGGCAAAUGUAUGCCAUGUAAUUGUAAUUCCGCUGGAAGCUUAAGUGACGAGUGCGACAUGGAAACGGGACAAUGCAGAUGUAGAGCUGGAUCUACCGGGCGAGACUGUUCUGAAUGUACCGCCUAUCGCCACGUUUAUAUCAACAAUGUCUGCACAUCAUGUAAUGAUAAUUGUACGGGUAUAUUACUCGACACCUUGGAACUACUUUCGCAAGAACUGGCGGAUGGCACAUCUCACAUAGCGGACGGCUACAUUCCUCCUCCAUGGGAAGAUCUAUCGUACAUCGAUUCGAAUACAACCGCGUUUUUGGAAGAAAUCGAUAUGCAAAAUAAAUUGAAGCAAAGAAUGAAAAAUGUUCCCUGGAACGAAUAUCGGAUACUUAAAAAAUACGCUGAAACGUUGCUCAAAUCAGCGAAUGAAUAUAUAAAAUUUGGAGUCACUAUGAAGUCAAAAAGCAACGACUUAAAAAACAAUAUAUUUAGUGCGAAUAUCGAAAUGGACAAUUUGAAAAAAUAUAUUGACGAUACAAUGUUGUUGCUAACUCAGUACAACAACGACAACAAGAGAAUAGAAAUAAAGAAAGCCUUAAAAAUGGCAAAAAUGCUUUUAAACGGCAUCAAAAGCGUGAACUUGACGAAAAAAACCAUGGAGAUAGAAAACUUUCUCGAGGAAGUCGCGGAUUAUACUGACUGGCUGAAUUCGUUGUACGAUGCGACGGAGCCAUUGGCAAUGGCGCAAGAAGAAGCAGAAAAUUAUUCGAUGAAAUUAAACGACACGCGAAGUAUCAUAGAACAAACCAUGGAAACGUUGUUCACGUACGAUGGUUUAUAUAAUAACAUUAAUCAAACACUUUUGGAAGCUAGAAAUCAUUGCGGUGAGAUCGAUAUGUUGCGAAAUGAAGUGAAUGAAUCUAUCAAUGAGGGGCAAAAAUUGACGGACGAAACGCGUGGUUUCAUCAUUGAUAUUCAAAACAAUAUUCAGGAUCUUCCAGAAUUGAAAAAUAAACUGACGUACUGGUUCGAUAAACUGAACAUGAAAGAAGGAUUGUUAUAUCGAUUAAAUCAUGAAUAUGAGGAUAAAUAUGUGGUGCCAGCAGUCGAACACGCAAAAAAUUUGUCGAAUUAUGUUGAUCAGUAUGUCAGUCUGUUUUCCGAGACAAGAAAUAUCGCAGCUAGCCCCCUGAAAGCCAGUCAAGCGUACAAGAAUAUCGUCGAUAGCAUAAGAACUGCAAAUAUCACAGCAAAGGCAGCUAAAGAUAUUGUUGAUGACACUUAUAACAAGGCAUUUCCUGAUGGACCCGACUCAAACUCGCUUUUGGACGAAAGUAAAAAAAUAUCGUUGGCUUCGUCCACACAAUGGGAUAGUGCGAAAAGUCAUGGAAAAAUUGUACAGAACGCUAGCGAUCAGCUAGAUUUGCAGAAACAAGCUGUAAAUGCUCUGAAAAGCACUUUGAAUAACACUGGAGUCAGGGAUAAUCAGGUGAAUGUAAAGCUACAGAUCUUGCAAAAAGAUAGCGAAAAACUGCGUGAAAAUAUUCAGAAUAUACUAGACGAUAACGAGGAAGUACUAGAAACGAUUAUAGAUAACCAAAAAUUAAUCGACGAUUACAAAGAAGGAAUUACUAAUACACUGAAACCAAAAUUGUAUGAAUUGAAAAGAGAGGGUGAUUCAAAGAUCAGUUUAGCCAGUGAAAAACUAACCGAGGCAUUAAGCAACAUAAAGAAGGCGGACGCGAAAUUAACAAGUUUAUCUAAUGCUUCUGUUAAAAGAAAAAACGCAUUCGACAAAUGGAACGAUACUUUAGCCACAAAAUUACAAAACUUGAAAGAUAAAAUUGCAGAAGCCAGAAACACCGCAGAUGGAAUUAGGGUGUCAUUGAGAUCAGCCGAAGGAAAAGAAUGCAUUCGAUCUUACAGACCGUCUACGUUGCAACCAUCAUCGACAAAUACAAUUGUGAUGACGUUUGUCCUUCCAAGAGGAAAGAAAGAAGGUCCCUUGUUUUAUCUACCGAGUAGCAUAAAUGAUGAUUUCAUUGCUUUGGAGAUCAUUAAUAGAAGAGUAAGGUUCGUGUGGAAUGUUGGAGGCGGUACAGGAGUCGUUGUUCAUCCUGAAAUAAUUGAAAGCGGUGAUCUUCGCGAGGAUAAAUUUUGGUACCGCAUUGAAGCUGAGAGAGUGCGUCACCUAGGCAAACUAUAUGUACGGAAACAAGCAUCAAGGUCCGAAAAAUAUUCCCCCGUGAUGAAUUCAACGAAUUUCGAAUAUGGUCGUUUCGACAUCUCCAUGUCAGAUCGUGUUUGGAUAGGUGGAAUUCCAAGAUCUCAACGAAGAAGACCAGAACUUCUUGCGAAUAAUGGCCUCCCAGCUUGCGUGCACCAAGUAAUUCUAGACGGGAAACCCAUAGGUCUCUGGAAUUUUAUCACAACUGCACCAGAUAUGGCUUGCCAAGCCUGUGUAGAAGGGGUGGAAGAUGUCAGGGAUGACAUGUACAGUUUCAACGGAGAAGGAUAUGCUGUUAAAAACAGGGUCUCUUCAGGACCAUACAACAAAUAUACCUUUGAACUAUCUUUCAAUUUCCGAACUUAUGACGAAAACGCCCUACUGUUUCUAGCUAUAAAUCCAAACAACAACCAACACAUCAUGAUCUUCCUUCAAGAAGGAAAAGUAGUUCUACAUAUUGGUUACGGUAGCAAUGUAAGCAUGGUGAUGUCUUCGAAAUCCAAGUAUAACACCGGAAAUUGGACAAAAGUGACCGCGACUAGACAGUACCAGCUUCGUAAGAACAUCGAGAAGUGUAGUUUGAACGUUGCAAAUGACGCGUACAACAAGAUCGUUGUACCUACACCUCAGCCCAAAAAAGAAGACAUUCCUGACUUGCUUCAGGCUAAAUAUUACUUCGGAGGUGUCCCACCGAGUUUUCGGGCUGAGAAACUUAUGUUACCUUCGCAAGUUUCAUUUCUUGGGUGCAUGUCUGAUAUUAGGGUUGGACAGGAAGGCUAUAAUCCUAUGGAUGAACAGUUUUAUGGCGUUGAACCUACUUGUGCAAACAAACCAUUGAAAAUAGUUGGAUUCUAUGGAAAUGGUUAUUUGGAGCAUUCGUCUUACACGCUUCGUAAAAUAAAUUCCACGGUGAGCUUCUCUUUUAGAACAAUGCAAUCAGAGGCUGCACUUCUGCUGUCAACGUUCGAAGGACAAGAAGAGCGGAUAAAUAACAUACGACAUGGAAACGAAGAAGUCACUAGAGACAAUUAUUAUUCAGUUUGCAUAAUAAACGGACAAGUACAGGUACGCUUGAACGCCGGAAGUGGAGAGUUAAUUUUACAAUCGAACGAUACUUUUAACGAUGGAAGGUAUCAUUCGGUAACAAUAAUUAAAAAACGGAAAGACGUCGAGUUGCGAAUAGACGAUGCUUAUCAAAGCGCAGGAAGACUACCAAGAAGCGCCGCCAUUAAGGCUCCUGAAGGAAGUGGAGGACUUUUCUUCGGAGGACUGCCAAUACUCAUCAAUAACACCAAAAUGAUUUCUACCACUACUCCUUUGUACGGUGCAAUCAAAGACGCGAUAUUUAACGAGGAAAUCAUUCGAUUUAACGAAGUCGUGAGUUUCGACCAUGCGUUGAUUGGUCGUCCUGGACCAAGCAUGGGAAAAGAUCCUCCUACUUACACACCAUCAGCAUCUUUAUCCAGAGGACUAUCCACUCAACCGGAAGGUUGUCAGAAAGUUCCAUAUUACUCGCUGGAACCUGGUGCUCUGAAAUUCGGAGACAAACCAAACAGUCACACUCAGCUUUAUCUAAAUUUUAAAACAUUCUGGAAGAAGAAAUAUGCGAUCGAGUUCGAUUUCCGAACGUAUUAUCCGAAUGGACUCUUGUUCAUCACUCCAAGUAAUAAACCGAAACACUACCUCAUGGUCGUAAUACGAGACGGUCAGCUUCUGCUUUUGGUGAAGAGCAAGCAGAAGAAAGAAAUCUUAUUCAAAACGCCGUUCAAUGACGGCAAUUGGCAUCAUGUCGUGAUCAGUCACAAUGAAAGGAAACUAACGUUACUGGUGGAUGCGCAAACACCCCGAACCAUCAAAGUACCGAGAAAAAUUGGAUUAGAGACUAUGAUGUACAUUGGAGGACUUCCCGAAAGCGGAACAGCGAUACCUGAACAAGUUGUGGUUAAAUUAGAGACCUUGAAAGGAUGCAUUAGAGGUUUGAAGGUCAAUGGAAACGUAUACGACAUGGUUGGUUCCACAAGCAGGGCUUAUCAUGUGGGACAAUGUUUCCCGAACGUUGAAAGCGGGGCUUACUUCCAGGAUGAAGCAUAUGCCAUAUAUAAAAGAAACUUCGAACUGGGUGCCGUGCUAGAACUUCAAUUAGAAUUCAGAACGUCAGAGUUAUCGGGUGUGUUGCUUUCAAUUACAGCGCCCGGUAAUUCACCCUCAUUAUCAUUGGAACUGAACAAUGGUAAAGUGAUCAUGUCAGGCGAUCUGGGAGACAACAAUCCGUUGUAUGUAGAGCAACGUUUCACUAGUCCAUACACGAUCUGUGACAAUCGAUGGCACAGAAUACAAGCGGUUUAUAAUGAUGAAGAGUUGGCACUGAAAGUUGACGAAAUGGACCAAAAGUAUGGCCUUCCAACUAACGUCAAUUACCAUAUAAUGGACUCUAAAGUCUCUGGACCCCUUUACAUUGGUGGCUUGCCAGCCUCCGCUCCAAAAGGAACACUGAUAACAAGGGAUCACUUCAAUGGAUGCAUAAGAAAUGUAAUGAUAGGGGGAGAGAGAAGAGAUUGGACAGACAUGGACGAAUUGCAUAAUAUUCACCUGAGCUCCUGCCCAGUACAAUGAUAAUCAGUACAACGUGUGAACUCCUCCGAGUUGUUCAAUUUAGUUCCAAAGACUGUUCAAAGGACGCACAAUACUCGAAACGUUUUUCAUGAAGUGUGUUCAAUACAAUUUCACACCAGGAUCAAGUGCCAUAUCGUGAUGGGAAAUUUGUAAUUGUUAAGAAAUAAUAUAAAACCAAGCCAAAAGAUGCUAACAUGCAAAGUUAUUUACAUCAAUGUUUCUCAAACUUGUUUCUUUAUUGCUGCAAAAAUUGUGAAUAUAAAAAAUUACUAAAAAUUUUGUUUCUGUUAUAUAUAAAAAGAAAUCAAGUUAAAUAUUUACAAUUUGUAUAAAGUAAUAACUUCUUAUUUAUGUGAUUAUUUAUAUUUUGAAAAUAGUAAAAACUGUAAAGUAUAAAUUUAUAUUAUUUCUGUUUUUCUAUUGCAGCAAAUUAAUUGAUCUUAAUUUAAUUAGUAGAUUUCUAUCCAUCACAGUAUUUCAAAGUUGGAAAAUGUUCGUACAUACCAUUAAGAAGCAAUAAUAAAGUACAAACAAUUCGUUGCACUUCAUAUUGCCAUUCCAAUAGGUAUUUUAAUGAUAAUAUUUAUGACAAUAUUCUGGAAGUAUGCUAAUAAACGAAAAAUAUCAUUCUCACACACGCACACACCUACACACAUACGUCACUGUGACUUUCAUCAGAAAUGAAAUUCAAAAUUGUCGUAAUGCUUUAUAAAAUAAAUAUGCAAAUAAAAUUAUUAAAAAACAAUGUUGCAAGGCAUAGUUUGAGAAACGAAUUUACAAAAGCAUUCAACAAAUUAUGGCACAAAUUCGCACCGAGUUGUAUCCGUAGAACCGCUAUAAAAAAAGCAAAUAUCACGACAUAUCUGUAAGUAGCAAGAUCACUGCCAUAUAGUUUAAUUGUAACUCAUUUGUAAGUCACAAAGCAAUUGUACAUCAGUAUUUAAAGCUAUUUAUUAUUACUUAUGUAAGCGCAACCGACGAUUUUGAUCGAGCACACAGCCAUGGGAUAAUGUGCUCGAUCGAAAUCGUAUUUUAAAAAAGAAAAGGAAAUAAGGUGAAACGAGACGAGAAAAUAUUUUGUACUUUUCUAGCGAUAGUAAAAAUAUCGAGUGUUUUAAUAUAUUUAAGGCGAUUACAGGGCCGGCAUGAUUGGGUUCCCCUAAACUUGACACCAUGUUUUAAAAGAUCCAUGAAAAAUUUGUCAUAAAUUUUUCAGGACUUCAGUAUGGGUACUUAAUUUACAAACGUUUUGGGCUUUAAAACGUUUGAAGGUCGGAGUCAUUAAAGUUUGAAAUGUUCAGAGAUUCACUGCCAGCUAAAUAAAUAGAUGAAAUGGGCAAUAACUUAAGGCACGGGUGGCAAAUCUUUUUAUGUACGUUAUAUAAAAUUACAAAUGAACAGUUUUUAAAUUAAUAGAAAAAUAAUUAUUGUAAAAUUGUAUUGAAAUGAUUUUAAAAAUUAAUAUAGAACUUCGUAAACAUGAAGUCAUAACUUGCUGUAUAUGUUAUGAUAUCAAAUUGAUACAAAUUGGUAUCAAUUAUCUAUUAAUUAGGUUUUUGUUGUUUUACAUUGGAUAUUUUGUCAUUUUUAAUAAUACAUGCCCAACUAAAUUCAUUAUUCGCUUAUCAAAAACAUUUUCUGGUUAAUUAAUGAAACGUGUCAACUCUUGCAAAGUUGCGUAUAUGGUUACUAAACUACUGUGCAUCACAAAUUUGAAGCUUUUUGAAUUUUAAUCAUUCCAAUCUGCAAACAUGUUCCAAUCUUGAAUCCGCGCAACAAACGUAUUAAACUUGAAAUGUACAUGCAAUAUGUUUCAUUUGACUCUGUAUAAUUUGAUAAGGUGGUUCCAGAAGUGUUCACGCCGGCCCUGGGCAAUAAAGAAGGAGAAGUCAUAUCCAACGCCCUGUAAAGUGUCCUUAACAAAUUAAGCGAUACGUCGUGUUAGGGAGAGACCAAGUUCUGCACAGGAAUAUUUUAAUAUUUAUAUCUAGUAUUUUUUUCUUCUUAUUCGUUGAAUUGUAAUAUAUUAUACAUAUGCAGAAAAAUUAACAAUGACGCCUCCGCUAUUGUGUAUAAAAUAUAUAACAAUGAGAAAGUAUGGUCAUCUAAUUCACCCUCUUCUGUACUCCAAAAGUUAUUAUAUAUAUACAUUUACAUUACACAACCAAUUAAGACAAAGAAGACACACUUAGUUCCAUAUAUAUAUUAUAUAUAAUAUUAUUAUUCGCAAAAGAAUAAAAGUCUAUUGCAAAGUGGGUUAUUAAAUUUUAUUGAUGACAUAUUCGCUGCAAGAUCGCUAACAGUAAAAUAUGACCCAAAUUUUACUUGACGUACUCAAUAAAUAUAUGUAUCAUCGAGUAGUAGUUUCAUUUAUGCAUAUAUAAAAACAUAAUAUUUACAGACAUGGAUAAAUCGAACAAGUGUACGAUUCGAUAAAGUUUUUCCAGUUUUUUUCUUUUUUCAUAUACUUCAUCUUUCCUCGUGACAAUAAAAAUCAAGGAUUAUUACGUAAAUGUAAUUGUUUAUUAUUAGUAAGCGCGAUUAUUUAUAUAUGUAUAUCCCGUUUUUUUCGUAAUUAUCUCUGCGUUUCAAUUUUCGUUUCGUUUAUUUUUCACGCCGGUUACCAACAGCUCACUAAUAAUAUUUCUCUGCUUCGAAAAAUAUAAAUAUCAAGCACAAGCGCCGAUUACUUCAUCCUUUCAGCUACAAUUGUUAUGUAUCCCUUUCUUUGUUUCGAACCUUCUAUUAUUUGUAACUUUCUUAUAAUAUUUCAAAUCCCUUUCAUUCGCAAGCCGAUUUUCUGGUUGAUUCUUAAGAUUAGUGACUACUAUAUAAAUAUCGUUUAUCAUAAUCUUCAUUCAUCGUUCGUUUAUAGUUGUCAUCGUAGACUUUGCCUACGACUUUCGCCUCCACUCUUUACAACUUCAUCUUAUGGCGUUUAAUUUACUUUUACUCGUGUUCAAUAUUGUCAGGUCGGACUAUUUUCGGAGUCUGAAGCUCGCAAACGUUUUUCUCUUCUAUUCAUUUUUUUUUACGACAGUACGUAAAUAGAUUUA